Molecule: messenger RNA, 6923 nt
Organism: Oncorhynchus masou masou (cherry salmon)
Lineage: Eukaryota; Metazoa; Chordata; Actinopteri; Salmoniformes; Salmonidae
Product: semaphorin-3B-like
Exons: 18
Coding region: 795-3215 (806 amino acids)
Biological process (GO): positive regulation of cell migration; semaphorin-plexin signaling pathway; negative regulation of axon extension involved in axon guidance
Cellular component (GO): plasma membrane
Molecular function (GO): semaphorin receptor binding; chemorepellent activity
Source: RefSeq, a predicted model, not a curated record
CUCUGUUCCUCUGUAUAGUGGAGAGACUGUAUGGUGGAGUUGUGUGCUUUCCUGAGUGGACCGAAGUGCUUGCUAUAGCAGCUGACUGGUAUACUGACUCUGUCUUCAUUUCACCUCCUCACCCACCAGCCCUGUCUGCUUUGACUAACUGACUCACUGGAUUUCCCCCAGAUGUGAUGCUCCUGUCUUGUAUUGUUCCCCCCUGAGGCUGUACACCUAGUGUUUCAGAGAGGACUCUACCUUUACUGCUCUGUGGAUUCUACUAAAGGAUUUGUAUCCUACCUCUGGGGUUUGUGCAGUUUUAGUGCAGUAUGUCAGACAAAGUGAGUGUGGGGGUAUGUGUAAAUGUCUGUGAAGAUGUGUAUGUAGCUGCUAUGUGUGAGUGGGUAAAUUAGUGUGUAAAAGUGUGUGUGCAUCUCGAGGAACAAAAGGAAAAUAAUAGUUUUUGUUCCUGGAAUAGAUAGAUGGAAUAGACAGAUGGAUACCUUGUUGGGCAGUAAUAGUGUUGAGGAGGUAUCCAUGGGACACUGUGCGCUUCGGACCAUGACUGGGUCAGGUGGACACUGAGAGGGAACGCUGUUGCCUUGGAUGCAGAAGGAGAGGUUCCAGUGCCACUGUGAGAAGCUGCUUCAGUCCCAUCAGAGCUGAGAGGUGUACGGUACAGCAGACACAGAACAGAGAACGCCUCACUACACAGGAAGGCUGAGAACCGAUUGGAGAGGAGCGUGACGACAACAUCCCAACCCAUUCCAACUCUUGCCGUGCCAGGCUACUGCCAACCCCAGGACGCCAUAAUGAUGACCGUAAUGAUGAUGAUGGCGAUGAUGGUGACAUGUAGCUCCCUGCUCCUCUUGGGGCUCAAGGCCUCCCAGGUCUCGUCCAGCGGAAUCACCAAGACCAGCGACUCCUCUUCACCCUCCUCAUCCUCCUCACACCCAUUCUCCUCCUCCUCCCCUCGCAUGAAGCUCUCCUACAAAGAGCUGCAGCAGUUCCAUGGCGUGCGGCGGUUCGAGCUGGAGCGCUCGUGCUGUUUCAGCACUCUUUUAUUGGAUGAGGAGAGAGGACGGCUGUUCGUGGGCGCACGCAACUUCCUCUUGUCACUCAGCCUGGAUAACAUCGCCAAGCAGGAGCACAAGAUCUACUGGCCAGCCCCGGUGGACUGGAGGGAGGAGUGUAACUGGGCAGGAAAGGACAUCAAUACAGACUGUGUGAACUAUGUGAAGAUAGUGCACCACUACAACCGCACCCACCUAUAUGCCUGUGGAACCGGGGCCUUCCACCCCACCUGCGCCUUCGUAGAGGUGGGACAGAAGAUGGAGGACUAUGUGUUCAGGAUUGACCUGUCCAAGGUGGAGGAUGGGAAAGGGAAAAGUCCAUAUGACCCCCGUCACCCUGCAGCCUCAGUACUGAUAGGUGAUGAGCUGUAUGCGGGUGUGGCCACAGACCUCAUGGGACGAGACUUCACCAUCUUCCGCAGUCUGGGGGGACGACCAUCCAUCCGCACUGAACAACACGACUCACGCUGGCUCAACGAGCCUAAGUUUGUGGGUUCGUUCUGGGUGCCAGAGAGUGAGAACCCAGACGAUGAUAAGAUCUUCUUCUUCUUCCGGGAGACGGCGGUGGAGGCUCAGGGACUGGGGAAGUCCACCUACUCCCGCAUCGGACAGCUCUGCAGGAAUGAUAUGGGUGGCCAGCGUAGUCUGGUCAAUAAGUGGACCACCUUCCUGAAGACUCGUCUCAUCUGUUCUGUGCCAGGCAGUGACGGCAGUGACACCUACUUUGAUGAGCUCCGGGACGUAUUCCUGCUGCAGACCAGGGACAGGAAGAACCCUCUGGUCUACACCGUCUUCUCUACCUCUAGCAGUGUAUUCAAGGGAUCAGCUGUGUGUAUCUACACCAUGAAUGACAUCCGCAGGGCCUUCCUGGGGCCCUUCGCCCACAAAGAGGGGCCAAACUAUCAGUGGGUCCCCUUCCAGGGCAAAGUCCCCUACCCACGCCCUGGCAUGUGCCCCAGCAAGACGUUCGGCAGCUUCGAGUCCACCAAGGGUUUCCCUGACGACGUGAUCCAGUUUGCGCGUCACCACCCUCUGAUGUUUAACCCUGUAUACCCCCUGAACCGCCGACCAGUCUUCCUGAGGACCAACGUCGACUACAGCUUCACCCGGAUCGCUGUGGACCGGGUGGGCGCCGCCGACGGGCAGUAUGACGUCAUGUUCAUUGGCACAGACAAAGGGACCGUGCUGAAGGUGAUCUCUGUACCUAAAGAGAGCUGGAAGAACAUGGAGGACCUGCUACUGGAAGAGCUAGAGGUGUUCAAGGAUGCCUCAUCCAUCAUUAACAUGCAGAUCUCCUCAAAGCGGCAACAGCUGUAUGUGGGUUCAGACACAGGUCUGGCCCAGGUUCCUCUGCAUCGCUGCAGUGUCUAUGGGAAGGCCUGUGCUGAGUGCUGCCUGGCCAGAGACCCAUACUGCGCCUGGGAUGGCACCUCUUGCACCCGCUACCUUCCCAACACCAAACGGCGUUUCCGUCGUCAGGACGUGAGGAAUGGAGACCCCAAUACCCUGUGUUCAGGAGACCACCACAAGCACCGCGUGGCAGAGAGGAGGCUGUUUGGAGUGGAGGGGAGCAGUACCUUCCUGGAGUGUAUCCCCAAAUCCCUGCAGGCCAGAGUGACCUGGACCUUCCAGAAACACCCCCACAACCCCAGGGAAGAGCUGCGUCUAGAGGACCGUGUCCUGCACACAGAGCGGGGACUGUUGGUAAGGAGGGUACUGAAACGAGACACGGGCCUCUACCAGUGCCAUGCCAUGGAGCACGGCUUCACCCAGACCCUACUGGACAUCACACUGGAGGUCGUACCCUCCUCUUCCUCCUCCCCUUCUCCACCCGCUGACCCUCUCCUCCGAUUGGACCCCCGUAGCGGCGGCCCACCCUCCACCAGUCAGAAGAUGUGGUACCGGGACUUCAUGCAGCUGGUGGACCACCCCAAUCUUAGCACCGUGGACCAGAUCUGUGAGCAGGUCUGGGCACGCAAGAAUGCCCAAUCAGAAAAGAGCUUCCCGGCUUCCCCUGCCAAACAGGCCCCACCCCUCGGCCCUGUGGUCCAGGCCCCUAACAAGAAGUGGAAGCAUCUUCAGGACAUCCGCAAGGGGAGGAACCGCCGAACCCACGACGGGAAGCCAUCCCCACGAGCACCGCGAAGCACAGGGGAGUAACAACAGUCAGAGAGAGGAGAAGGAGAGGGACUGAUACAGACAGAAUUUAGGGAGAGAGGAAAAAAGAGGAGGAAAAGAGAGUGAUAGAGACCAAGGACUUAUGGAGGGGGUCAACCACACACACACAGCACCUCCUUCUUUGUGAAUAUUUACCUUCCGACACCCCACUAUCUACUGCCCCAUGAUGCUUCACUCUUCCCUGACACCUGACCCAUGACCCCUGACUACCACCCCUUGCUUGUAUUGCCUCCUAUUAAUACCCCAUCCUAAUUCUAUCUGCCCCAGCUGUCAGUCACUUUGUAUGCACUCUGCUGGAGAGCUUCUGAUAGAGACCUCACCACAGCAGAAUAAACUGAACAGACAGCCAGACAGACAGCCAGACAGACAGACAGACAGCCAGACAGACAGACAGCCAGACAGACAGCCUGACAAGUUAAAGGAUGGCUCAGUGUGUGUAACUCAAUCUCUCAACGGAAAUACAACUGGCUCGUAACUGGAAUAUCAGAACGGAAACAGACAUACACACAUUUACAGCCCAUGAUGACAAUGAAUUUGAUGAUGAUGUGGAUGACAAAUCGUGAGAUGGACAAAAACAAUGGGAUCGAGACAGAAUACACAUAACUCCAAAUGCAGAUUGAUCCACAUAGAUAUAAUCACAUUUCACGUGUUUUAUAUGCAAAGAUAACAUAAUGUAGACGUGUGCUUUGUGGUAGAGCUAGGCUUUGAUAUACUUCUUAGCAUUUUGGUCCAAACAACUACAGAUUGGAGAAGGCACUAUACUGUCAUUCCAGUGUAUAUAGAGUACUCACAAUGAGGGUAGAUUCUGAAGCAGAGAGAGUGUACAGGAUCAAUAGAAUGGUUCUAUUGUGAUUUUGUUUUGCAAAAUGGCUGACAAGGUAGAGCAAGUGGAAGAUAUUCUACAUAUAUGUUCAUGGGGUGACGAGAAAUAUGUCUUGUGUUUUAUUUAGUCUUUUAUUUAAAUGACCUGUGUGUAUUUUCUGAUUGUAAUGACUUGUGUUGUGUGCUGACACAAUUACAUGUGGGAGUUGAGAUGGUACUAGUGACAGACUGCACAACAUCAAUGUGGGUGGAAUUAUUAGGCCUUGUGAAAGAAUAGUAGACUUUAAAUACGACAUCCCAUCUUUGGGCUAAAAGCAUGAUAUUUAUGUGUGAAAACAUCUUGAUUUUUAUUCUAAAUGGUACCUACUUUGUUCUUUUACACUGUUUAUGUAGAUGUGUGCAUGUGCGUGUGUGUGUGCGUGUGUGCGUGUGUGUGUGCAUGUGUGCGUGCGCGUGUUGGCAAGAGAGCUGAAGAGUGUUUCUGGUCCCUGCUAUGUAAUAUGUCCAAUAUAUCAUAAACACAUUCAGACAAAUAUCACCACUGAGGUGCCAAGAAUUGCAAAAAAUGACAGUUUUGUCUGAAUUCAUGGACAAUAAUCAGGUACAAUGAAACAAAAUGAUAAAGUACAGACAUUAUAAGAACUCCCCUCCUUGCUGCUUUUUCUGUAGGCCCGUCUCUGUGUGUCAAUUACACAGGAUAGUCUCUGUGUGUCAAUUACACAGGAUAGUCUCUGUGUGUCAAUUACACAGGAUAGUCUCUGUGUGUCAAUUACACAGGAUAGUCUCUGUGUGUCAAUUACACAGGAUAGUCUCUGUGUGUCAAUUACACAGGAUAGUCUCUGUGUGUCAAUUACACAGGAUAGUCUCUGUGUGUCAAUUACACAGGAUAGUCUCUGUGUGUCAAUUACACAGGAUAGUCUCUGUGUGUCAAUUACACAGGAUAGUCUCUGUGUGUCAAUUACACAGGAUAGUCUCUGUGUGUCAAUUACACAGGAUACCGUUGCUGCCUUGUGUUCAGCAAAACCUGUUUGUCCUCUGUGAAGUGGUGUGAGUAGAGCGCAACCUAGUGAUUUUUCCAUGUACAGACCUGGCCUGGUCCAAGGACUUUCUGUGGUGAUUCAAUAUACUGACAUAUAGUCUGUUGUGAAAGACAAGUGGCUUUGUAAAAUAAAACAUGCUUUUACUUUUUCCCUUAUCCCAGUGGAAUCGACGAGAGCGUUUAGAUGUAUUAAAUCCUGUCUGUUAUUUAUACCUGCUUUAUAAAGAUGUCAUUAUUAACUCUUGAAUGACUGAGGAAAAUAAGUUAAGUGGACUGUAGUUUUGUGCUCUUUAAUUGCAUGACCAAUGUUAGUGGCUACAUAUGGACAUUGGAGACUUUGGCUGCCUCCCUAAAUGGCACCCUAUUCCCUAAAGUGCACUGCUUUUGACCAAGGCCUACAGGGUCAAAAGCAGUGCACUAUGUAGGGAAUAGGGUGCCAUUUGGGACAUACGCUUUGAGAUAGCGCAAAGGCCUGCAGAUGGCGAUAUUGAGUCAUUUCAUCUUACCGUCCAAAUGGAAUGGAAUGCAGCCGGCUGUACACUCAUGUCCCACGUCGACCUGUUCGUACAUCAAACAUUCUCCAUUCAGGCUACAAAUGUAUACAUUUCAUCCUUAACUUGACUUAAUGGUGAGAAAGCAGAUAGAAAUGGGGAAAAUAUGCAUACUUUAUGAAACACCAUUUUCCACCACCAUGCUACAGUAGCUAAUGCUAGUCCUGGAUGAUGCAUAUCGUGUUCAGCCAAUCAGGUUGCAGCAAUACGCAACAUCCAAAUAUAAAAUAAAAUAAAAUUGUAUUGGUCACAUAAACAUAUUUAGCAGAUGUUAUUGUGGGUGUAGCUAAAUGCGUGCGUUUCUAGCUCCAACAGUGCAGCAGUAUCUCACAAUUCACAACAAUACACACAAAUCUAAAAGGAAAAUAAUGGAAUUAAGGAAUAUAUAAAUAUUAGUGCUAAUAUUUAGCUACUCUAUCAUGAUGGUGGAAAAUAGAGUUUCAUUGUGAGUACGCAUAUUUUCCCUAUUUUUUCUCUCUACCUUCUCGCAAUGACAUUGGGUUAAGGAGAAAAUGGGCGCCUUAGCAGCCUGAAUGGAGAAUGUUUUAUGUACGAUCCGGUCCAGGGGGAUGGGAGUGUGUACAUUCCCUUUGGAUGGGAGGAUGAAACGACUCAUGUGCCGGCCUUUGGGCUACUUCUGAGAAGUGUGACUGAGUUGAGAAAGCACAAUGUCAAUAUGGUUAUGCUAUGUAUUUAUGUGUGCAGAUAAGCUAAUAUGAUGUGGAGGAAUGUUUUGUUUUCUUGUAGAGACUAAGGGCUCUAUUCAAUCUGUAUUGCUGAAGCGGUAGAGUUUGCACACGAGAAAUGUUAAGGCAGUUUCCGAUUGAGCUGCCUUUAAAUUUCAAUCACGCUGAAACGCUGAACUUCUGUGAUACGGAUUGAAUAGAGCACUUAUAUUUGUACCAUAGGCCUACACAUUCUCCCAAAAAUACCAUAAUUUAAAUCAUCUAUCUGUAAAUGUUGAUCCGGUUGUCCAAUUAGCAUCAUUGUUCUUUACACUGCCCUCCAAUCGCUGAUCCUUUCUAUUCCUUGCUAUGUUACGCACCCCAACAUUAUUUCUGAGAGAGAAAGAGUGUGUGUGUCUGUGUGCGUGCGUGAGUGUUUUGUGUAUAUUUGGGGGAAAGGAGAGCUGAUAUUGGUUAAGGAGGAGAGGUGGUCUGUGAAGACAGUUCAAAGUUCAAGGCCAAAGUUGACAUGGUGCACUGUAUUACUUCCAAAGUUCUUUGUGGAUUGUUAUGUCAGAUUGUUUUUAACACAAUAAAAUACCCAGUUACUUUA